AUGUCAUCCAAAGUCUUAAUAUUGGGCGCCAAUGGUUAUAUUGGUCUCGGAGUUGCAAAAGCCUUCAGUAGAAACGGAUUCAAGGUGUACGGCUCUGUUCGUUCUGAUAAACAUGUCACAACUUUGCAACAGAAUGAAAUCAUCCCAAUUGUUGCUUCAACCUUUUCCGAUCUCGUUCAAAAUCAUCAGCAAUUACUUUUCGAUGUGAGCGUCUUGAUAGAUACGAUUGGUUUGACAGAACAAACGCAACAAAUUUACGAGCAAGUACUGGAGAUUGCCAAGGAAAGACACAUUAAACAUUAUCCAAAGUUAUUAUACAUUUUCACAUCAGGAAUCAUGACUUUUGGGAACGCAAGUCAAACAAGUGUUGAUGAAAACACUCGACCACAACCAACUCAUGAAUGGAUUGAAAAGAGAAGAUUGUUCGAAUGGAGACUUCUCAAUGAAGAGCAACAAUCUCUAGAUACAACUGUCAUUAGACCUGGAUUUGUGUAUGGAAAGAAUGGAGGUGCGAUUUUGAAAGAUUAUUUCACUUCACACAAUAAUCAAAAGGAUGGAAAGCUAGUGUUAAUUGGAAGCACAGAAAAGAGAUGGUCCUGGGUUCAUAUUGAUGAUUUAGGAGAGGGAUAUGAGGUUCGUGUGAAAAUGGCUAAAAUCGCAGGCUGGAAAGGAGAAGAUUCUGAUAUUGUCCUCGAGAAUGUUCCACAACAGGAUGCUGGUCUUGUAGUUUUUGAAAACACGGUCAUUAUUGAUCCAAGAAAAGCAGUGCAAGUAUUGGGGUGGAAGCCAAAGCACUUGAGUUUUUUGGACAACUUGGAAGUCUAUUAUCAUGCAUGGAAGGCCAUUCAAUAA
Molecule: messenger RNA, 852 nt
Organism: Naegleria lovaniensis
Lineage: Eukaryota; Heterolobosea; Eutetramitea; Acrasida; Naegleriidae
Exons: 2
Coding region: 1-852 (283 amino acids)
Source: RefSeq, a predicted model, not a curated record